This is a messenger RNA of Varanus komodoensis (Komodo dragon), 1611 nucleotides long. RefSeq names its product otolin 1 (gene OTOL1). The record is from RefSeq and is a predicted model, not a curated record. NCBI's taxonomy places the organism in Eukaryota, Metazoa, Chordata, Lepidosauria, Squamata, Varanidae. Gene Ontology annotation, molecular function: protein binding. The transcript has 6 exons. The coding region runs from base 1 to 1611 and encodes 536 amino acids.
AUGAUUGGCCUGGGAGAAGAUGCCUUCGCAGAGCCUCAGCUGACCACAUGGAAGUUGACAACGGUAGAGUUCCUUCACAGCAUUGUCAUCAAGUUGAUGAAAAGUUGCAUUCAGGAUUCUCUCCCUUUUUCUGUCAACUUUAAGGAACCAUAUAAGGAUAAAAAAAGCUUGAUUACUGCAAAGAUGUGGCGAAUAUGCUGGCCCUGCACUGUCUUUGUUGCAAUCAUCACUGUUGGUGAUCUGAAUGUAGAGAGCAAAAGCACCCCAUGGCCAAAGUUUACCAAGAUAAAAGCUCUUGACAAAGUAGCCACUGACAGCCUUGAUACUUCUGAUGCACCACCCACUGAAGAUAGCCUCUUCACUGAAACAUCUGAAAAUCGUGAUGCCGCAAUGAAAUUGUCCACUCUGAACUAUGCCUUCAGAACAGCUACCACUCUCUUUCCUUUUGAAAACUAUACUCUGGACUCAUCUGACUUCUUCUUUAACUGCUGCGAUUGCUGUCCUGCUGCCCCAGGGGAGAAAGGGGAUCCUGGAGAACCAGGAUUGCCAGGUCUUAAAGGAGAGAUGGGAGAAAAAGGCCUUCCAGGUCUACCUGGGAUUCCUGGACCACAAGGCCCAAAGGGCAUCAGAGGUGAGAAAGGAGAUAAAGGAGAACAUGGUGACCCUGGAGCAAAUGGACUCCCAGGAUAUCCAGGCAAGCCAGGAGAACAAGGUGAACUUGGAUUUAAAGGAGACAAAGGAAACUACGGCCUGCCUGGAGCCAAGGGGCAAAAGGGUUCCAAGGGGGACACCUGUGAAAAUGGCACCAAAGGCGAGAAGGGGGACAAAGGUGAACUGGGAUUACCAGGCAUUGAUGGGGAAAAUGGAGAGAAAGGAGAAAAGGGGGAUCUUGGUGAAAAGGGCUACUGUGGGGAUCCAGGUGAUAAAGGGGAGAGGGGAGAAAAGGGAGAGAUUGGUCCCAAAGGAGAAAAAGGCAUCAAAGGAGACAUGGGAGUGGAAGGCCACCAUGGGGAUGAUGGGCCAAAGGGAGAAAAGGGUAACCCUGGUUUUAAAGGAGACAAAGGUGACCCUGGGCCCAUUGGAAUGAUGGGGCCUCCUGGGAUGAAAGGCAUUCCUGGCUUCAAAGGAAUUAGGGGAGCUCCUGGGAAGAAAGGUUCAAGAGGUCCCAAGGGCUCAAAGGGUGAGACAUCAAGUGUUCCUCGAUCAGCUUUUAGCGUUGGUCUGUCCAAGCCAUUCCCACCCCCUAACAUGCCGAUUAGGUUUGACAAGAUUCUCUACAAUGAUCAGGAACAUUAUAAUCCUUUGACAGGGAAAUUUAACUGCAGCAUUGCUGGGGCAUACGUCUUCUCCUACCAUAUGACAAUACGAGGGCGGCCUGCCCGCAUCAGCAUCGUCUGUCAGAACAAGAAGAUGGUUAGGAGUAGGGAGACCCUUUAUGGCCAAGAGAUAGACCAAGCCUCCUUCCUUACGAUUUUGAAAUUAAACGUGGGAGAUCAAGUUUGGCUGGAGGUGACUCGAGACUGGAAUGGGGUUUAUGUUAGUGCGGAAGAUGAUAGCAUAUUUUCGGGCUUCCUCCUAUAUCCAAAUGAAGUAUUUGACACUUUGCUAUAA